Messenger RNA from Hordeum vulgare subsp. vulgare (domesticated barley), 2001 nucleotides. RefSeq names its product lycopene beta cyclase, chloroplastic. Gene Ontology annotation, biological process: carotenoid biosynthetic process. The record is from RefSeq and is a predicted model, not a curated record. Bases 271 to 1737 code for a protein of 488 amino acids. NCBI's taxonomy places the organism in Eukaryota, Viridiplantae, Streptophyta, Magnoliopsida, Poales, Poaceae. The transcript has a single exon. Gene Ontology annotation, molecular function: oxidoreductase activity, acting on paired donors, with incorporation or reduction of molecular oxygen.
GAGACGAUCAUAUCCAUGUGUAUUUUGUGCUGGCGGCUGCGGAACCGAUGGAUUAUGUUUCCCCUCCACCCCUUUGUCCCUACGCUCGCACCACCUUCACAGGAUCUACCCGGUGGAAUCCGGCCACGGACGGCAGGGAGUGGUGGCUCCCUCCACCACACCACUCCGCCCUCAGCUCACCUCUCUCGCCCGGUUGCCCCCACUCUACAAUAAGUAGCUUAUCGCCUCAGGAUUACACGGCCACGCCGCGGCAGCGAAUCCCCACCUCCCAUGGCCACCACCGCCCUCCUCCUCCGCGCCCACCACGCCUGCCGUCCGCCGCCGGCCGCGCGGCCCGCGCCGCCGGGGCGCGCGGCGAUCGUGUGCAGGGCCGCGUCGGCGUCCGCGGGGCAGGCGCUGCGCUCGAUGGCCCCGCCGCCGCGGCCCGAGCUGCUCUCCCUCGACCUGCCCCGCUACGACCCGGCGCGCUCCCGGCCCGUCGACCUCGCCGUGGUGGGCGGCGGGCCCGCGGGGCUCGCCGUGGCGCAGCGCGUCGCCGAGGCGGGCCUCUCCGUCGUCUCCAUCGACCCCUCCCCGGGCCUCGUCUGGCCCAACAACUACGGCGUCUGGGUCGACGAGUUCGAGGCCAUGGGCCUCUCCGACUGCCUCGACACCGUCUGGCCCUCCGCCUCCGUCUUCAUCGACGACCACACCUCCAAGUCGCUCCACCGCCCCUACGCCCGCGUCGCGCGCCGCAAGCUCAAGUCCACCAUGAUGGACCGCUGCGUCGCCCACGGCGUCCGCUUCCACCAGGCCAAGGUCGUCAAGGUCGUCCACAACGAGGCAUCCUCCCUCAUCGUCUGCGACGACGGCGUCGCCGUCCCGGCCACCGUCGUCCUCGACGCCACCGGCUUCUCCCGCUGCCUCGUGCAGUACGACAAGCCAUACAACCCCGGAUACCAGGUCGCCUACGGCAUCCUCGCCGAGGUCGACGAGCACCCAUUCGACAUCGACAAGAUGCUCUUCAUGGACUGGCGCGACUCACACCUCCCCGAGGGGUCCGCGAUCAAGGACCGCAACAGCCGCGUGCCCACCUUCCUCUACGCCAUGCCAUUCUCGCCCACCAGGAUCUUCCUCGAGGAGACGUCGCUGGUCGCGCGCCCGGGGCUAUCCAUGGACGACAUCCAGGAGCGCAUGGCCGCGCGGCUGAGGCACCUGGGAAUUCGCAUCAGGAGCGUCGAGGAGGACGAGCGCUGCGUGAUCCCCAUGGGCGGGCCGCUGCCCGUGCUGCCGCAGAGGGUGGUCGGCAUCGGCGGCACGGCCGGGAUGGUGCAUCCAUCCACAGGGUACAUGGUGGCGCGCACACUGGCGACCGCGCCCAUCGUGGCAGACUCCAUCGUGCGGUUUCUAGACACCGGAAACGGCGGCAUCGCCGGGGACGCGCUCGCCGCCCAGGUGUGGAAGGAGCUGUGGCCCACGGACAGGCGGAGGCAGAGGGAAUUCUUCUGCUUCGGCAUGGACGUCCUGCUCAAGCUCGACCUCCAAGGUACACGACGCUUCUUCAACGCAUUCUUCGACCUCGAGCCGCACUACUGGCACGGCUUCCUCUCGUCGAGGCUGUUCCUGCCUGAGCUCCUCAUGUUCGGGCUCUCGCUGUUCGCGCACGCCUCAACCACGUCCAAGCUGGAGAUCAUGGCCAAGGGCACCGUGCCCCUUGCCAAGAUGGUCGGCAACUUGAUACAGGACAAGAAUAGGUGAUAACUUUAGAGGGUAUGUACCUGCAUUUCUCAUCUCAAGAUCUUCAUGGGGUCUUUGAUUUUGGCAUAGCUUUUCUCCAAUGUAUAUCUAUGAUUGGCAACGAGGAUUUAAAUAGCACUGCUAGCAACAGCAGCUUAGGACCUCCAGGGAGAUGUAACAAUUCUUGCUGCUGCUACGUUAUUGAGAUGUAUAGUUCAUACUGAGGUAUCGCUCCAUGUAUUAUAUGUCAUGAUGGGCAAACACGGAUCAAAGUUUUCCCGUAAA